AUGUCAGAAUAAAAAGAAAGUUUAUUAUAGGGAUAGCUUUUUGAUAAUUUAAGAUCUUUGAUUUCACUCAUUGAUUAAUUAAGAGACUUAGGAGUUUAAGAAUACAUUAAAUUACCAAGAAUAGCUGUAUUGGGAAGUUAGAGUGCAGGAAAAAGUAGUCUUUUGGAAAACAUUGUUGGAUUGGAUUUCUUACCAAGAGGAGAAGGAAUUGUAACAAGAAGACCUUUGGAAAUGAGAUUAAUUCAUAAACCUGAUGCAUUAAAACCAUGGGCAGUGUUUGAAGUGUGUAAAGAUCAAAAAUUCUUUGAUUUUGAGAAGGUUAGAGAAUACAUUGUAGAAUUGACAGAUAAAGCAACAGGAAAUUCAAAAGGUAUUUAGUAAUGAUAAUAUUAAACUAGAUGUUGUACCUGAUCCAAUAGUAAUGACUGUCUAUUCAAGAGAUUGUCCAGAUUUGACAGUAAUUGAUUUACCAGGAAUUACAAGAAUAGCAAUUAAAGGAUAAAGAGAAGACAUUGAAAAAGUUACAUUAGAGAUGGCCACUCAUUAUUGUUAAGAUGAAAGAACAAUAAUCUUAGCUGUAUGUCCAGCCAAUCAAGAUUUAUCAACAAGUGAUGGACUACAAUUAGCAAUCAAAUUAGAUCCUACAGGAUCAAGAACUCUAGGUGUUAUUACAAAAGUAAUUAUAUAUAUUGAAUCUAGAUUGAUAUCAUGGAUUAAGGAACAGAUUGCAGAAAGGAAUUAUUAGGAUAAGUAAUUCCAUUGAAAUUAGGUUAUGUUGGUGUGAAAAACAGAAAUUAAAAAGACAUCAACGAAAAGGUUAGAGUUGGUGUUGCAUUGUAAAGAGAAACAGAUUUCUUUGCAAAACAUCCAUUAUACUCUUAGAUGCCUCCAGAUAUUAUGGGAACAAAGGCAUUGAUUCAGAAAUUAACUAAUAUCUUGUUUAAACAGUAUAUAUCUACAAUAUAAUCAAAGUAUUCGAGCAUCCUUACCUCAAAUCAUCAGAGAAAUCGAUUUGAAAGUAUAAGAUUGUGAAGUUAAACUUGCUUAACUUGGUCCAGGAUUACCAAGAGAUAAUAAAGAAAAGAUGCAAGUUAUAUGGAAUAUGUUGACUGAAUAUACAGAAAAUCUAAAUAAUAAAUUAAGAGGAAAAUUCGAUGUCAAAUAAGCAUUACAAAAAGAUACUUAAAUCUCUGGAGGAGCUUAAGUGAAACUCUAUUUAAAUGAUCUUUAUAAUGAGUAUUCUAUUUAUUAUUAAGAUUUAGUCAAGCUGGUAAAAAUUAUAGAGUCAGCAGAGAAUACACAGAUAGAGAAAUUAGAGAAGCUAUUAGAUUACAUUAAGGUGAUUCAAUUCCAGGAUUCCCCUCUUUCGAUAGCUUUCUAUAUUUAAUCAUGCCAUAAUUAGAGAGAUUAAGAGAGCCUGCAAUAGAUACUUUAAAUGAAGUGUUUACCUAUGUUGAUUCAUUAUCAAAUAGCAUAUUGAAAAAAGUGUUUUAUAGAUUCCCAACAAUUUUAGAUGCUAUUUCAGAUAUCAGUUCUUAAGUUCUGACAGAAUAAAAGAAUAAAACUAAAGUUGUAGUUGAAAAUUUAAUUGAUUCUGAAUUAGGAUACAUUUUCACAAAUGAUCAAGAUUAUUUAACAAUGAAUGCUAGCAUUAUUCCAGUAUAAUCUAUAUAUCCUAUAUCAUUUUAGUAAGAAGAUAAAGAAGAUUAAAAGAGUGCAGCUGCUGCUCCAUAAGGUGACAAUGCAACAGGUACUGCAAAUACAACCACUACAACUACAACAACUAAUAAGUCUGCAUAAUAAGCCAAUAAAGAUACAGAUCCUGAAAAAGUUUUAGCUUAAGAAUUGAGCAGAAGAUUAGAUGCAUAUUAUAGAAUAGUCAUAAGAAAUUUAAGGGAUUCUAUUCCUAAGGCAAUAGGUUAUUUCUUAGUUAGAGCUGCUUAAGAAUAAAUGCAAUUUUAAUUAUAUAAUGAAAUCAUGAAAAGUUAGUCAGUGAUGGGAUUGAUGUCUGAAGUAAAUAAUUUAUUUAAAUAUAGCCUGAAUACAUUACAAUAGAAAGAGAUACCAUCAAAAAGACAUUGUUAGUAUUGAGAAAUGCUUAAAAACUAUUGAAAUAGGAUCCAUAGUAUUUUACAUAUUUAAACAAAAUAGAUAAACAUUCCAACGACAAACUAGUGAAGCUGUUAUGGAUAAGGUAAAGAAAACAGCAGCAGAAACAAUUAAUAAAACAAAAAGAUUUCUUGGGAUGUGAU
This is a messenger RNA of Paramecium pentaurelia, 2252 nucleotides long. The record is from the annotation of a GenBank genome assembly. Lineage: Eukaryota; Ciliophora; Oligohymenophorea; Peniculida; Parameciidae.